AUGAAUCGCUCUACUAUACUGUCAGAGAUACAUCCCGUGCAUAUUCAACCUGUCAGAUUGAGGUGCACAGCGUCAUGCUCUCGGCCAGCCUCCCUUACUUCGGAACCCGCUUCAUGUAGCAGAAGAGUGCUGCAGCAUGCAUUUAGCACACAAAAUAAUUCCAGAUCCGUGCCUCUUCGAGCAUCUACUCAGGAGCAAGAGACAGUGGCAGAAACCCCUGGGACAGAAGAAAAGUCUAAGAAACGAAGGGCGCCAGGAAGGCAGACGUAUCGACCAUCAUCUUUCCAAGAGCUGGUCAACGACGCCACUGCUUCAGUGAGAGCUGCGAUCGGUGAUGGGCUCACGCGGCUGGAAGUGGAGUUUCCUGCCCUUCCUGGUAACAUAGACGGCUACAAAGGUGCUUCAGACUGGUUCAUUGAUUCCAACAUCCAGCUGGCGAUUGCAGCAUCGAGAAUACUUGUGAAGGAGUCGGGCAAGCGCGUGCACAUCCUUGUCCCAGAUGGGGGUGAAUACAAUCGAUCGUACAAGAUGUUCAAGGGGGCCCUUGAUCUGGCAGACGGUAUUUCAAUGGGCCACCUGAAGGAGAACAGCAAGGGAGUCUUCAGCAGCUUCAAUUUUUUUGGCAGCGUGCCGGACGCAGAUGCUGAGACACUGAGUCAGGCUGCCAGGAAGGCAGACGUCUUCAUUGUUGUAAAUGCCUCCACGAUUGAGCUGCCCGAUCUGGAGCGCUAUAUUGAGGAGAUUGUUGGAGAGCGCCCUCUGGUGCUGUGGAAUCUGGAGGUUGACACCCUCAGAGCUGAUCUGGGCUUGCUGGGCUUCCCUCCCAAGGAACUGCAAUACCGCUUCUUGAGUCAAUUUACUCCGGUCUUCUACAUCAGGCAGCGUGACUACUCCAAGAGCGUGGCAGUGUCCCCCUUCAUCAUCAAUUACAGCGGCUGCAUAUUCAGGGAGUACCCUGGGCCGUGGCAGGUGAUGCUGCGGCAAGACAACGGGCAGUAUGCAUGCAUUGCCGAGGACGAGAGGCGGUACAACCUUGGAGAGGCAAAGGAGGAGAUGAUGGCAGCCAUGGGCUUGGACACAGAGGAGGAGGGAUCAGCCCUGCAGUUCCUGCGCCGCGGCUACAAGAGGUCAACAUGGUGGGAGGAUGCGGUGGACCUGGAGCAGACAGACAUGUGGAGGAGAUAG
Messenger RNA from Coccomyxa subellipsoidea C-169, 1185 nucleotides. RefSeq lists its product as hypothetical. Lineage: Eukaryota; Viridiplantae; Chlorophyta; Trebouxiophyceae; Coccomyxaceae. The record is from RefSeq and is a predicted model, not a curated record. The coding region runs from base 1 to 1185 and encodes 394 amino acids. The transcript has 8 exons.